Messenger RNA from Priapulus caudatus, 1657 nucleotides. Its product is annotated as N-acetyllactosaminide beta-1,6-N-acetylglucosaminyl-transferase, isoform B-like. The transcript has 3 exons. Gene Ontology annotation, molecular function: glycosyltransferase activity. Gene Ontology annotation, cellular component: membrane. The record is from RefSeq and is a predicted model, not a curated record. Lineage: Eukaryota; Metazoa; Priapulida; Priapulimorpha; Priapulimorphida; Priapulidae. The coding region runs from base 311 to 1657 and encodes 448 amino acids.
CGAGAUUGAGCACAUGAGCGAGAGCGCCAUCUGUCGUGGAGUUUGCUGUCGAGUGUGCGUGCGUCCACGCUGUGCUGUGCUGUGCUGUGCUGUGCUGUGCUGCGCUGCUGUGAGAGUUCACUCACUCGCAGACUGACGCAUCACUCGCACGGUCGUCGUUGCAGCGUCAGCGUCGUUCGUGAUAGCAUCGCGCUCCGCUCUCUCGCUCCGUGACACGUGUCCGGCAACAGCGCGUUGCCGACGCACCGCUGCAUGGCCGCGGUAACCCAGACGUCGGCUACAGAUUCGUCUCGCGGCGGGGACGAACGCGAUGGAACUGCGUCUCCGCAAAUUCCGCUGCUGCGCCUGCCUGCUGCCCGGCGCGCUCGUCGCUCUGGUGUUGCUGCUGAACGCGCACCUGAAAACCGGUUUCGAUCCAACCGGAUUCGGUCAGUGGUCGUGGCGGGCGCCCGCUCUCGGAUCGUUCUACAUGUCCGGCGCCGCCGGACGAACGGUGACGCGGUUCGACUGUCGGCAGAUCUUCGACGGCAAUGAGACGGAGAUCGCGCGGGCCGUCGCUCACGCCGAGAAGCAUCCGCUGCCGCCGCUAAACCUCACCGAGUUCCUACUCUCGCUUAGCGACUGCGACGCGUUCCGGACGCGCCGUGGAUAUCCGAGCGAACCGUUCUCGGACGAGGAGAGACGGUUUCCGCUGGCCUUCACCAUUCUCAUGCGAAACGAGGUCGACCAGCUAGAGCGGCUGCUACGCGCCAUCUACAUGCCGCAGAACUCCUACUGCAUCCACGUCGACGGCAAAGAACCGCUGCCGAUCCACGACGCCGUGCGGCGGCUCGCCGCCUGCUUCCCGAACGUCAAGGUCACCGACCCGUUCAUCAUCCUUUAUACGGGCGUCAGUCAGUUGACGUCGGAGCUCGGCUGCCUGCGCGACCUGUAUGUCGCCGACGCCGCCUGGAAGUACUACCUGAACAUCGCCGUCUCCGAGUUUCCGCUGAAGACCAACCGCGAGCUGGUGAAGAUCUUCGCGCGCUAUGGCGGCCGCAACGAGCUGGAGAGCUUCCUGUCGCCCCUGACGGCGCAGCGCAGCAAGUACCGGUACGUGCACGUGCACAACCGCAGCACGGGCGUCACGCGGCUCGUCAAAACGAAGGUCGCCAAGACGCCGCCGCCGCACGCGCUGCAGCUGUGGAAGUCGAGCCGCUACGUGGCGCUGAGUCGCGCUUUCGUCGAGUUUGUGCUUACGAGCCCGGCGUCGCGCGACCUGCUGGUGUGGCUCAGCGACACGGCCUCUCCGGACGAGUCGUGGUGGGCGACGCUCAACUCCAAUUGGCAGAUCAAGUCUCCUACUUAUGCAAAAGAACGGAAACGCGACGACCGCUACGUGGCGCGCGCCGUCAUGUGGCAAGGCGACGGCAUGACGUGCCGCGGCAAGUACGUGCACAGCAUCUGCGUGCUCGGCGUCGGCGACCUGCCGACGCUGCGCACCUACUUCGGGCCGAAGCUCAUCGCCAACAAGUUCCAGCGCGACUACCAGCCGACGGCCUUCGACUGUCUAGAGGAGCUGCACGUGAACCGCACGCUGCGGCCGCGAGAGCUCGACUGGGGAUUCUAUGACCGACUGCUAAAUCUGAAGCCCUACGAGCUGCCGUAUAGCUCGUGA